UUAGUUAAAAUUUAAAGAACGAUAACUCACCAUUCAAAGUUCAGUCUGCAUCUGGGAUCAGAGAUGGAAAAUGCUAUCCAAACAGUUGUUGCCGGGGAAGCUUCAGAAUCGGAAGAUGACGAACCAUCUGUUCAGACACAAAAGAAACAAUCUGAAGAGACUAUUCAGUCAGCAGCUGUAACUAAAGCUGUAGUGGUGUCUGGUGAAGCUUCAGAGUCAGAUGAAGAAAUAGAAACAAGUCAAACUAAACACUUACCUCCCCUGAAUGAUAAAGACAGUAGAGCUGAUGAAGAUCUUAUUAUUGUUGAUGCCUCCUCCAUACCAGGUAUAGAGAAGGCACAUUUGUAUGGUCAUGGCACGUCCAAAUAUGACAGUUUACUGCACAGAAAAUUAAGAGAAAGAAACAUUGCAUUCAGAAGACAUUUAGUAGACUCAGUACACCAAGUUUAUUUGUCAUCAUCUAAAGACCUACACAACAUAAGACUACAGUUACAUAAAACACAAGGUGCUCUCAAUGAUGUAUCACACAACAUGUCUUUGCUGACAAAUGAUUUGUUUAAACUUGACAACACCUUAGAUACAGUAUCUACAUGUACUAUUCUACCAGAUAUUAAGUUUCCACAACAUGCACAAUGAUCAACAAUUAUUAAUAUCGAAGAAGAGGUUUUUUUUAGCAAUUUUCACAUGUUAAAUGUUGAAGCUUGCUUCAUUUAUUAUUUAGGUUGAACAAUAAACUGUUGCUUUCUAAUAUGUUUAUGUGCAAUACAUUCCAGCAGUUUGUGAUCUUGUAAAAUGCUUCAUUUUUUGUGUUUUUGAUGGUGCAAUAACAAUGCAUGGUGUUUUUGAUAAAGAUUUUAGAAUGCUUUAUUUAAAAGUC
Molecule: messenger RNA, 877 nt
Organism: Mytilus trossulus (common blue mussel)
Lineage: Eukaryota; Metazoa; Mollusca; Bivalvia; Mytilida; Mytilidae
Product: biogenesis of lysosome-related organelles complex 1 subunit 3-like
Exons: 6
Coding region: 64-636 (190 amino acids)
Cellular component (GO): BLOC-1 complex
Source: RefSeq, a predicted model, not a curated record